Messenger RNA from Schistocerca gregaria, 2269 nucleotides. RefSeq lists its product as uncharacterized. The transcript is spliced from 10 exons. NCBI's taxonomy places the organism in Eukaryota, Metazoa, Arthropoda, Insecta, Orthoptera, Acrididae. Gene Ontology annotation, cellular component: cell-cell junction. The record is from RefSeq and is a predicted model, not a curated record. Gene Ontology annotation, molecular function: cell adhesion molecule binding. The coding region runs from base 152 to 2269 and encodes 705 amino acids. Gene Ontology annotation, biological process: cell-cell adhesion.
CCGAGCUGGGCGGACGUGUGUCCCACACCGCGCUGCUGAGUUCCGGGCUCGUGGCGUGACGAGAGAAGCACGAGUCCUACUGUAGGCCGCGUCGCGUCGCGUGGCGGGGACACAGUGAGUUCCGUGCAGUAUUUUUCUCUACGUGCGCUGUAUGCAGCCUGUCAGGGUGACGCGCCUGUCACGUGCUACCUUCCACCACACAGACGUCCGAGAAGGUGGGCGCCUCCGCGGCCGGUGCCGAGUCGCCGGCGGGCCAUGCGGGAGCUCCGCUGCCGCUGACGCCGCCUUCGCUGCCGACGGCCCGCGACAUGUCGCCAUGACGCGGCGGACCCCACAGCGACGCCAUGCCGCCAUGAGGCCGCUCCAACUCCCGCUGCUGCUGUUGCUGCCUCUGCUGCUGCUGCCAUACGCGACGACGGCGCCGACGGCGGACGACGGCUCGGUGGAGCAGCCACUGCCGCCCCCGGCCGGCCCCGCCCCCGCGGUCCCCGAGGAGGAGGAGGAGGCGGAAGUGAGCAGCGAGGUGUCGGUGCGGCUGCACCAGGAGGCCGUGCUGGAGUGCGCGCCACCGCCGGGCACCCCGCACUGGCGCCACCGGCCCAGCGGGGGCGGCCCGUGGCGCGGCAUCGGGGGCGGCGGGGGCGGUGGCGACGGCGGGCACCGCUACGCGACGCUUGACACGGGCCAGCUGCGCAUCAGCAGCGUGCGCCUCGAGGACGCCGGCGUGUGGCGCUGCGAGCGUCGCGACGCCAGGUCGCACCGGCCGCUGCCCGGCCGCGCCGCCCAGCACCGGCUCGCAGUCACCGAGCCGCCGCACGCGGUCUUCCUGGAGGUGGACGGGCGGCGGCUGGACCCGGGCAACGUGUUCCUGCCCGUGCUGGAGGGCUCGGCGCUCGCCGUGGGCUGCGUGGCCGAGGGCGGCGAGCCGCCGCCGCGCCUCUCGUGGCGCCUCGCGCUCGCCGGGCAGCCGGACGCGCAGGCGCAGCCACAGCACGGCGCCGUGCCCCUGCUGAGCACGCAGCCCGCCGCGCCGCUGCCCGCCGCGGCCCACGUGCUGCGCUCCGAGGCGCGAUUGGCGCGGCUGCUGCGCGCUCACCACAACGCCAGCGUCGCCUGCCUCGUGCAGCACCCCGCGCUGCCGCAGCCCGCGCUGCAGGUUUCGCUGCUGCUCGACGUCCAGUACAGCCCGUCCUUCGCCAUCAGCCGCACCCCCGGCUUCGGCUUCCCGCUGCUAGAGGGCAUGGCAGUCUCCCUCAAGUGUGACGUCGACUCCAACCCGCCGUCCAGCCCCGUCUGGGUCAAAGAUGACGGCGCGCCCCCGGUAGCCCAGUCCAACGACGGUUUCCUCAACUUCAGCUCCAUCAGCCGCGAGCACAUGGGCUGGUACAAGUGCACCAGUCGCGACGCCAGCUCCAUCGGCUACUACCUCAACGUCAUCUACGACGGCGAGGCCGGCGUAGAGGAGGACGCAGCAGGUGGAGUCGGCGUCGGCGGCGGCGGCGGCGGUGGCGGCGGCGGGGAGGCCAUGUCGGACGAGGGAGGCGGGGGCGGCGGCGCAGGCGGCGGGGGCAGCGGCCAGCAGGUGGAGGCGGCGCUGGGCAGCGCGGUGACGCUGCAGUGCCCCGGCGGCGCCUGCUGGCGGCGCUACGGUGAGGCGGUGGGGGCGGGCCCGCAGCUGUCUCUGGAGCGCGUGCUGUACCAGGAGGCGGGCGUCUACCGCUGCGAGCCGGACCGCCGCGCGCAGGGGCUGCUCGACCGCCGCCGCGCCGCGCUCAGCGUCCGCCUCAACGUCACCGGGGCGCCGGUGGUGCACCCGAGCAACGCGACGGUGUCGGCGCGCAGCGGCCAGAGCGUCACGCUGCGCUUCGAGUUCUGCGCCAACCCGGCGGCGCAGCGCGCCCUCUGGCUCGUGUCGUCCGCCGCCGCCGCGGCGCUGCUGCGGCCCGGAAACGCCACCGGACGCCUCACCGCCCACAACCUCACCGCCGGCAGUUCGCCGCUGUGCCGCGAGGCGGCGCUGACGCUGGCGGCGGCGUCGCCGUCGGACGCGGGCGAGUACUCGCUGGUGGUGCGGUCGCCGCGCGGGCUGGCCGAGGGCAGCGUGCUGCUCGCCGUGACGCGCGCCUCCGGCCUGGCUGGCAGGGCCGCCCCGCCUACGAAAACUCUGACAGAGGCGAAGGCUGCAGCGGCAGGAUCCACACUGGGCUGCCCACAGCCUUCUGUGAUAACACGACGUCCUGACCUUCAUACGAGCUACACCCAGCGAUGA